CAAGUGCAACAGUUUGUUUUGAUUUUUUGUCAUGAUGGAGUCGUUCGAUUUGAUGAUGAAGAUUCGAUGUAUUUUGUUUUUAUUGUUAGUUGUGUGUUUGGUAGAGGUGAACUGUCGUAGAAAUUUUACGAUAGAUUACGAGAACAACACUUUUUUAAAAGAUGGCAAACCAUUUCGUUAUAUAUCUGGAAGCAUUCACUACAAUCGUUUAUCACAAUCUCACUGGAAGACCAGAUUACUGAUGAUGAAAUCUGCCGGACUCAAUACCAUUACUACAUAUUUACCAUGGAAUUACCAUGAGCCUAGACCUGGUGUUUAUGAUUUUACUGGUAAUCUUGAUGUUUUCCGAUUUCUAGAUUUGGCCAAUUCAUUAGAUUUACUUGUUAUUUUACGUGUUGGACCGUAUACAUGUGCUGGAUGGGAUUUUGGAGGAUUAGCCGGCUGGUUGAUGUCAACUGAUAAUAUAACAGUUAGAACCAAUGAUCCAGUUUAUAUGACGGCUGUGUACAGCUGGUUGGAUUAUAUCUUACCCAAAAUCCAUCCAGUUUUAUAUGAAAAUGGUGGAGCAGUUAUUUCUCUUCAGAUAGAAAAUGAAUAUGGUUCGUUUGGAAUAUGUGACCAUUUGUACUUGAAGAAUCUUCGAGAUCGUUUCCGUCUUCAUCUGGGACCGACAGUUGUUCUCUUUACCACGGAUGGAUCGGCUGAUGUUUUGGUAGAAUGUAGUAAAAUAGAAGGGGUUUAUGCGACAGUAGAUUUCGGUUUAACUGAUUUUCCUGAAAAAGCUUUUGCUCCUCAGAGAAAAGUGGAACCUAAAGGACCACUGGUUUGUUCUGAGUUCUAUGUGGAAGGUGAUAUUGACUAUUGGGGUAGGAAUUUCUCUAUGUUAAAUUAUCGAGAAGCAGCUGAAGGCUUGGAUAUUAUUUUAGCGUAUGGUGCAAAUAUUAACUUGUAUAUGAUGGCUGGUGGAACAAACUUUGCUUAUUACAAUGGUGGUCAAUAUACUGGAAGUUAUUUAAAUCCGGUUAUAACCAGCUAUGAUCAUGAUUCACCAAUAACGGAAGGUGGGAAGAUAACCCCUAAAUAUUUGGCAAUACGCAAAGUUAUUCAAAAAUACACAUCAAAGACACUUCCCCCAGUUCCACCUUCAGUACCUGUAUAUGCUUAUGGUCAAGUCAAGUUAACACAGGGUCCAAAUAUCUUUGAGAGUUUGAAGAUCUUAUCACCGAAUCCAGUCAAGUCACAAUAUCCAGUUAAUAUGGAGAAAGUUGGCCAAUAUUAUGGUUUUAUUUUGUACCGACAUACAAGUACUUCCAGUAUAUAUAAUGGCACUCUUCAAGUUCCUUAUAUAAGAGACAGGGCCCAUAUAUUCAUCAACAAGGAGCUGAUCUGUAUAAUACAUGGUGGUGAAACAAAGUGUCAUGUGACCGUUUUUAAAGAGGGCCAGGAUAUGGAUAUUCUGGUGGAAAAUCAGGGCAGACUUUAUGGAGGAAUGCAAAUGAUAUUCAGUCAAAAGGGAUUGAUUAGAAAUGUAACAUUAGAUGGAAAAAUAGUGAGAGACUGGACAAUAUUUCCACUGAAUUUAGACUUGUUCAAUCCAGGCACUCUGUUCUAUAAAACCAAAGAUUCUGGACAUAUUCCUGGAUUUUAUUUUGGAAAUUUUCAAAUUCCAUCCAAACUCGAGGAACCUCAGGACACAUAUAUAGAUGUUCAACCUUUUAGAAAGGGUCAGCUGUUUAUCAAUGGAAUAAAUAUAGGGAGAUAUUGGCCGUGGAAGGGACCACAAGUUACCCUUUAUGUACCUAAAUCAGUCCUGAAACCGUAUCCAGGGAAUAAUAUCGUUGUAUUAUUUGAAUUGGAUCAUUCACCAUGUGACUAUAAUGAUUGUGCUGUUAAAUUUGUAGAUCAACCUAAACUUAAUAAAACUGUUCUAUCAACUCCUUGGACGAGGGAUGUGGUGUUUGCUGAUUAUGCAUGAAGAACCAUAACCCAAUAUUUAGUGAAUAUAUAUAUCGUUAUGGUGGAAAAUCUAAAAAAAACACAUGGAAAUUGUAUCCAUUUUGGGGGAAUAUUAAAAUGGGUCUGUUUUUAUUUUUUUAUCUCCAUUAAGAAUUGUUUUUUUUUUGCAUCAUACUUCACAAAUAUUUGGAAUACUUGAUUUCAAAUAAUAAUAAUAUAUUUAUUUCGUACUUAAUUGAGUACACAAUACACAAAUACUUACAAAACUAUGAGAAAAGUAAUAAAUAUACAAAAAAUA
Messenger RNA from Patella vulgata (common limpet), 2254 nucleotides. RefSeq names its product beta-galactosidase. The record is from RefSeq and is a predicted model, not a curated record. NCBI's taxonomy places the organism in Eukaryota, Metazoa, Mollusca, Gastropoda, Patellidae. Gene Ontology annotation, molecular function: beta-galactosidase activity. Gene Ontology annotation, cellular component: vacuole. Gene Ontology annotation, biological process: carbohydrate metabolic process. The transcript is spliced from 17 exons. Bases 32 to 1975 code for a protein of 647 amino acids.